This is a messenger RNA of Fraxinus pennsylvanica, 1074 nucleotides long. NCBI's taxonomy places the organism in Eukaryota, Viridiplantae, Streptophyta, Magnoliopsida, Lamiales, Oleaceae. The record is from the annotation of a GenBank genome assembly.
AUGGACAAGAGAACAUGUUCAGUCAUUCUUAUAGUUUGUGCGUUGGCAAUUGCCCUCCAAGUUUUUGUCUUAAUCCCAUUAUCACCUGAUAUUCUCCAUCUUCCUCCAACCUCUUCGACUUUGCUUGCCCCAUCAAACAGCAAGUUACAGGAAGUGGAUAAACUUGGAGAAGGGCUUUUGAAGAAACCAGAAGCCAUUGCUGUGGACAAAAUGGGAGUUCUUUAUACAGCUACAAGAGAUGGUUGGAUCAAAAAAUUGUACAGAAAUGGAUCAUGGGACAAUUGGAAGCAUAUUGACAGUGAUACUUUACUUGGAAUAACUACAACAGCAGCUGGUGAUCUCGUUGUAUGCGACGCAGAGAAUGGUUUGCUCAAGGUUGGAGAAGAUGGGGUAACAGUUCUUGCAUCCCGUGUUAAUGGUGUCAAAAUAAGGUUUGCAGACGAUGUUGUAGAGUCAGCAGAUGGUAAUUUGUACUUCAGCAUUGCAAGUACAAAAUUUGGCCUCCAUGAUUGGCACCUUGACGUGCUCGAGGCAAAGCCUCAUGGGCAGCUUUUAAUGUACAAUUCUUCAUCAAAUGAGACGUCUAUUUUGCUUGAUAAUCUUGCCUUCGCAAAUGGUGUUGCUCUCUCUGCAGAUCAAGAUUUCUUGAUCGUUUGUGAAACUUGGAAAUUUAGGUGCUUAAAAUAUUGGCUAAGAGAGGAAAAGAUGGGACAAACUGAGUUAUUUAUUGACAAUCUUCCUGGUGGACCUGAUAACAUAAAUCUUGCUCCAGAUGGCUCUUUUUGGAUUGCUUUGUUACAGCUGGUUCCUAAUGGGCUGGAAUUUGUGCACAGAUCAAGAACACUGAAACACAUUUUAAUGUGCUUCCCUAAAUUAAGCAAAUGGGCAAUUGGUGUCAACAACAAAGCAACUGUCAUCAAUGUAGCAAGUGAUGGCAAGAUAAUAAGGAGCUUUGAUGAUCCAACAGGAAAGGUUAUGUCCUUCGUAACAUCUGCACUGGAGUUUGAAAAUCAUUUGUAUUUGGGAACUCUUAAUUGUGAUUUCAUAGGAAAACUGCAGUUGACAACACCAUGA